UUUUGUCUGCGUGCGGAGAGAGAGAGGGAGAGAGAGAGAGAGAGAGAGAUGGCGAAGAUGGCGGGAUUAGGGUGUGAGCCGGUGGUGGGAUCAUUGGCGCCGUCGAAGAAGAGAGAGUACAGAGUGACGAACAGGCUCCAAGAGGGCAAGCGCCCCAUCUACGCCGUCGUUUUCAACUUCGUCGACUCUCGCUACUUCAACGUCUUCGCCACCGUCGGCGGAAAUCGGGUGACUGUAUACCAAUGUCUUGAAGGGGGUGUUAUUGCCGUGUUGCAGUCUUACAUUGAUGAAGAUAAGGAUGAGUCGUUUUACACUGUGAGCUGGGCAUGCAAUAUUGAUGGAACCCCUUUUUUAGUUGCUGGAGGAAUCAAUGGCAUAAUCCGCGUCAUUGACGCUGGUAAUGAGAAGAUACACAAGAGUUUCGUCGGUCAUGGGGACUCAAUAAAUGAAAUAAGGACUCAGGCGUUAAAACCAUCACUUGUAGUGUCUGCAAGCAAAGAUGAAUCAGUUCGACUGUGGAAUGUUCACACUGGUAUUUGCAUUUUGAUUUUUGCUGGUGCUGGGGGUCAUCGCAAUGAAGUCUUGAGUGUGGACUUCCAUCCUUCAGACAUGUAUCGCAUUGCAAGUUGUGGAAUGGAUAAUACCGUUAAGAUCUGGUCAAUGAAAGAAUUCUGGACUUAUGUUGAGAAAUCAUUCACAUGGACAGACCUUCCUUCAAAAUUCCCCACGAAAUAUGUCCAGUUCCCUACAUUUAUAGCUUCUGUUCACUCGAACUAUGUAGACUGUAAUCGGUGGCUAGGGGAUUUUUUACUGUCAAAGAGUGUUGACAACGAAAUUGUAUUGUGGGAACCAAAGAUGAAGGAACAGUCUCCUGGAGAGGGUUCAGUUGACAUUCUUCAAAAAUACCCAGUUCCAGAGUGUGAUAUUUGGUUUAUCAAGUUUUCAUGUGAUUUUCACUUCAAUGCAGCAGCUAUAGGGAAUAGGGAAGGGAAGAUUUAUGUAUGGGAACUGCAAUCAAGCCCUCCAGUUCUAAUUGCAAGGCUGUCUCAUAUUCAAUCGAAAUCACCAAUUAGACAGACUGCCAUGUCCUUCGAUGGAAGCACCAUCCUCAGUUGCUGCGAGGACGGAACAAUCUGGCGAUGGGACACUGUAGCAACUUCCUGAAGUCCUCUGUUUUGAGGCUCCUUUAAAAAGGCACAUAGUUCUUGAAGGAGCACUGUUUAUUUGCUGGCUUAAAGAACAAAGGAAGACAGAGAAUUGCUGAAGCUGGCUGAAAGCCUAAAUGUUGUUUCAUCUGAAGGGCCAAAUGUAGUUGAAAUUGUUGUAUUUGAAGUGGAGAGGCUUUGACUUGCCUAAGACAUUUAAACAAUCAUCCAUUCAUGGAUGCUAUCUAGAUGCCCUCUUUCUUGUCCUUUUCUUCUAUAUAAAGUUUUUACUUUUAGAUGUUUGAAAGUUGGGAAAUUCUAUCUUAUUACUAUUC
Molecule: messenger RNA, 1480 nt
Organism: Diospyros lotus (date-plum)
Lineage: Eukaryota; Viridiplantae; Streptophyta; Magnoliopsida; Ericales; Ebenaceae
Product: polycomb group protein FIE1
Exons: 13
Coding region: 49-1164 (371 amino acids)
Biological process (GO): negative regulation of transcription by RNA polymerase II
Cellular component (GO): ESC/E(Z) complex
Molecular function (GO): protein binding; nucleosome binding
Source: RefSeq, a predicted model, not a curated record